AUGAGCCACGAUGGACAUGACAUCAACCUGAAAGCACAAAAUACACUAAACUUGCCCGACAAAAUACAAGAUGUAUUGCACUACCAGCAACCUCGAGACGCUUCCGGGUGUUGUGAGACAACGUCUUGUCAAGAGGCUGAUCAGAAAGCAGUUGUAAAUCUACCUCCGGAAAUCCUAUCAGAAAUCUUCAAACGGUGCUGCCCUACGUACAAUGACCGGUAUCGCGGUCCACCAUUCACUGCAUUGACGCUGAGCCAUGUCUGUCGACUGUGGCAACGUGUUGCUUUAGACACGCCAGCAAUCUGGACGUAUAUGAAUAUGACGGUUGACUAUUCUACAGAAACUUCUUUGAAUACAGCUGAAGAUCAACUAAUGCUUUGGCUUGGUUGCGUGCAGAAUUGUCCGAUCGUCAUUGACGCAGAGUACGUCGAGAAUCCAGAAAGAGUGGCAGCGUGUAAUGUCUUCGACCACGUAAAGAGUAUUAUUGACUUGAUACUCGCACUAAAGCCGUCCCUUGAUCCGAACGAAAUGGACCUCAGAGCUGCACUUGACGCCAGCGCUGGUGUCUCGUCUCCAGGCGAUGAUAGCCACCCACUCGUCGCAGAGCAGUAUUCGUGGGCAAAGUCGGGCAUGCGUCCCGAUCGUCCCGAUCCAGGAACAGUACAGCUCCAUGUCAACAGAUAUGCAGAGCUGAUCUACGGGAUUGAAGGUCACUCUACCCUUGGACCAUACCUCAAGCACCUCAACCUCCGCGAUCCGCAAAGGCAAAUCCGACUUUCCGUGGAAGAAUGUCAGAUUGCACUCGCGAACUUCCAGCAGCUUGAGUUCUGUGCAAUGCACAUCGGAGAGUCGGAGGAUGAAGAGGUGGAAGCGAUACAGCUCACACAUCUCAGAACACUCUCUUUAUCUUGGACGGAUGGUGUCGAGGUCGCGCCACUCAUUGACUCAAUCACCACUCCGGCUCUCGAACAACUAGAAUUAAAAGGGCCAUUAGAUGUCAUGAGCUCUUCGUCAAGCCGGCAGUCUUCGAGACAUAAGUACUGGAGUCCGUCGAGUUGGGAGAGACAGUUGAGCAAGUCGAGCGUUGUGCAGUCCAUUUUGCCGAGACUGAGUGCCCAGAGACGUGGUCUUGACCGACGUAGCCUAGAAAAUGGUGAAGGUCCUGCUCGCGAGCAAGACAGACGUGUAAUUCGUGAUCUCAACUUCCUCGCUCUUGUUUCCUGCGAUAUCUUUGCGUUAGAUGACUUCCUGCGGGAUGCCAGUGCGGAUCCACUAGCUUGGGAGGGAGCGAAUUUGAAGAAGCUGUACAUCAUUGAUUGCGGAUACAUCUCUGAGGAGGUGCUCGAUGCGAUGAGGCGGCUACCUUUUGAACAGUUUGAGACAGACCCAGAGGUACUGGAGGAUGAGUCACUAGAUCUGGUGUAG
Molecule: messenger RNA, 1425 nt
Organism: Fomitiporia mediterranea MF3/22
Lineage: Eukaryota; Fungi; Basidiomycota; Agaricomycetes; Hymenochaetales; Hymenochaetaceae
Exons: 2
Coding region: 1-1425 (474 amino acids)
Molecular function (GO): protein binding
Source: RefSeq, a predicted model, not a curated record